This is a messenger RNA of Seriola dumerili (greater amberjack), 1555 nucleotides long. Its product is annotated as urea transporter 2-like. Gene Ontology annotation, biological process: urea transmembrane transport. The coding region runs from base 203 to 1354 and encodes 383 amino acids. The transcript is spliced from 8 exons. Gene Ontology annotation, cellular component: membrane. Gene Ontology annotation, molecular function: urea transmembrane transporter activity. Lineage: Eukaryota; Metazoa; Chordata; Actinopteri; Carangiformes; Carangidae. The record is from RefSeq and is a predicted model, not a curated record.
UCCCCUUAAACCUCACCGGAGAAGAAGAGGAGGAGAGGGGGCCAAGAGAUGAACGAGGAGGGAAGAGAGAGAGAAGCAACAGGAGAACAAACAGAGGAGUGAAAAGAACAAAAAAAAGUAAAAGAGGGCUUUGGGUUUUUUCUCCAGUGUUACUGCAACAUAUUUACCACGAUUACAGCGGUGUGAUCCAGCAGCUGCUGCGAUGUGGAUGGAAACCAAAACAGAGGUUGGGGAGGCCAGCAGGAGUCGUGCCAGCUUCAGCCGGCGUGCGUUGAAUGCUCUGCUGUUGUGCACUGGGGACAUGAAGCACUUGGAUGAGUACAUGCAGGAUAAGUUAUUUGUGCUGCAGCUGGCGGUGUGGGGCCUGAGAGGGGUGGCCAGGGUGAUUCUAGCAAACAACCCGCUGAGUGGUGCUCUCAUCCUGGCUGCACUGUACUGGGCUUCCCCCUGGCAGGGCCUGCUGGGAACUGUGGGUGUUCUGGUCUCUACGCUAACAGCUAUUAUCAUGGGACAAGACAGUGCUGAGGUGUCAGGGGGUCUCCAUGGCUUUAACGGCAUGUUGGUGUCUCUGCUGAUGGGAGCGUUUAGUUCGGCUGGUGACUGGUACUGGUGGCUGCUGCUGCCUGUCUGCUUUGGGUCAGCUACAUGUGUCUUUCUGUUCAGUGGUCUCUCCUCAGUGAUGGACCGCUGGGACUUGCCCGUCGCCGUGUUUCCCUUCAACAUCAUCAUCUUCCUCUACCUCCUCUGUACCGGCCAAGACAAUCCCUAUUUUCCGCACCGACAAGCUCUGCCACCAGGGGCACUGGAGCCUAAUGGCACCACGCUCAUUGCAGUAGAGGUGAUACGUGGUAUCCCUCUGGGUGUGGGUCAGAUCUUCGCCUGUGGAGCCCUGGGGCCCUCCCUACUUAUCCUGGGAGCCGUUCUGCUCUACUCCCCCCUGCUGGCCGUCCAUGCUCUGCUUGGAUCAGCAGUUGGCACAUUGGCUGGUCUAUCCAUGGCGGUGCGUCAUGGCUCUCUGUACUCAGGUCUGUCAGGGUUUAAUGGAGCUCUGGGCUGCAUGGCUGUUGGAGGACUCUUCUUCACCUUCAGCUGGAGGACCCACCUCUUUGCCAUUGCCAGCGCCUUCCUUUCUGCAUAUGCUGACAUCGCUCUAUGCAAUCUACUGGGAACUGUGGGUCUCCCAGCAUGCAGUUGGGCAGCCACUCUGACAGCCACACUGAUGCUGCUGAUGACUGGUAGUUUAGCAGCAUACCGCAUCCCUAUUUGUCAAGUUAUGGCCCCUGAACACAACCUGCGCUCUCGCAGCCAGUGGGCAGCUGGGAACACCGCAGAAAGAGAAAGCACUGAUGUGUAGUGCUAGGACACACACACACACACACACACACACACACACACACACACACACACACACACACACACACACACAUACACAGAGUACUGUAUCAGUACUCGUUGGAUGAGCUGGACCAAACAUAUAUACAUUUUGAUUAUAAGUAUAUUAUAAAUGGAUUCAUAGACAUACAAUGUUACCAUGUCCUUACAUUGUAAAAAAAAA